AUGCCUUCAUCUGCCUCGCUCCUCCUCGCUCACAAGCCACAGGGCAAGACACUGUUGCUGGUGGGCGAUGGAAAACUAGUGCAUACACGCAUUCAUGCUGCGCGUGAGGCUGGGAUGCAGGUGCAUGUCGUAUGGCAUACGCGACCUACAUCUCUCGCCCAAGAUAUACCUUUCUCGCCGAUCGCCGCCUCCCUUCUUUUCCCACCGACCGACGCAGAGGCGUCCGCCAAGGACUGGGGACAGCUCUUAGACCAGAUGGAUGGGGACACACAUGCGCUCUUUGCCGUGUGCGUCACAGAUACAUUGGCUACCUUGGCCGACGAGGCACCUGCACGUCGUCGUCGAUGCGAUCAACUAGCCGAGGCAUGUCGUGCGCGACGGAUCCCCAUCAACGUGACGGACGUGCCGGACCUAUGUGACUUUUCUUUCCCGGCGACGCACCGCUUCCGCGGUACGGACGACGAUCACAUGUCGUCUUUGCAGAUUGCCGUGACGACCAAUGGCCAUGGCUGUCGCCUGGCCGGUCGACUUCGGCGCCAUAUCGUAAGCUCUCUCCCAGCCUCAGUUGGUCUCGCGGUAGAGCGGAUCGGAACAAUGCGAGAGCUCGCAAAGGCGGAAGCUGCUAUGCAGGACGCCGACCAUGAGGAGGAACCGAGUGUCGCCACAUCGUUGGGGUACACGGACGCCACGUCCAAGCAGCGAGAACGGAUGCGGUGGGUGGCGCAAAUCAGCGAAUAUUGGCCACUGGAGACCUUGGCAGCAUUGGAGCCUUUGCAGAUGCAAUCGCUACUCGCAUCGCACACGCACGAACCGUCGUUGUCGACAGACGAGGAAGCGGAGCAGCGUGCCGCCAAACGAUCACGGCAUGCGCUCGCUGUCCAGCCGACACGCGCCGGCCACGUCUACCUCCUGGGCAGUGGCCCUGGGCACCCGGGCCUACUUACUGUCGCCGCACGCGAGAUUCUCACGUCGCCCGAUACCGAUCUGAUUUUGUCCGACAAGUUGGUUCCCACAGCCGUCUUGGCCUUGAUUCCCAAGACUACGCCGCUGGUCAUUGCGAAGAAGUUCCCUGGCAAUGCAGAAGGUGCGCAGUCGGAGUUGAUUGUGCAGGCGCUUGAGGCGGCGCAGCAGGGCAAAACUGUGGUACGUCUCAAGCAAGGCGAUCCCUUUGUGUACGGCCGCGGCGGCGAAGAAUUGGUCGCGUGCCAAAAUGCAGGCAUUGACUGUACGGUGGUGCCUGGUAUUUCGAGUGCCUUAGCAGGGCCCCUGCUCUUUGGUAUUCCUGUCACGCAGCGUGGCGCCGCAGAGAGUAUGAUGCUAUGUACUGGCGUGGGCCGUGGUGGACGACAAGUACAGCUGCCAGGCUACGAGCGCUCACGUACGCUCGUUUUGCUCAUGGGCGUCGCACGUCUGGCCGCCGUGGUAGAGACGUUGGUGGCGCCUUCCAAUACCGGUCGUGCUGGCACGGCCUACCCACCUUAUACCCCGAUUGCCAUCAUUGAACGAGCCAGCUCACCCGACCAACGCAUGAUCGCCUCCACCUUGGAGCAGAUUGUAGACGUGAUGGAGCAUCGCAUCCCUGACGGUCAACGUCCACCGGCGAUGAUGGUCAUUGGAUGGGCAGUGCUUAGCUUGGCGGGCGAGCAGGCUGGCGCUCACAUCCUGGACGACGCAGCCGCGUGUGAAGCGGAUGCGUCGACCGAUGCUUUGCUCACCAAGGACCAGGCGAGAAUUGCUACGUGGCUCGGCGAGCGUGGCUACCGCAUUCAAGAAGGCCUCCCGUUGGGCUACCGCCGCUUUGGAUCGAGUACAGGCCUUCCGCUCACGGCCGACGACGCUACACCCGCCCCGCGCUCGUCCACGGGAUGGGCAGCGCCUCGCUACGGCACCGACGGCGACGCUACGCUCGUCGGUGGAUGGACCGCCGGUGAGAAAGACGCGCCGCCUACCGAUGUAGUCACGUGA
This is a messenger RNA of Malassezia pachydermatis, 1965 nucleotides long. Its product is annotated as uroporphyrin-iii c-methyltransferase. The coding region runs from base 1 to 1965 and encodes 654 amino acids. NCBI's taxonomy places the organism in Eukaryota, Fungi, Basidiomycota, Malasseziomycetes, Malasseziales, Malasseziaceae. Gene Ontology annotation, molecular function: uroporphyrin-III C-methyltransferase activity. The record is from RefSeq and is a predicted model, not a curated record. Gene Ontology annotation, biological process: siroheme biosynthetic process. The transcript has a single exon.